This is a messenger RNA of Pristis pectinata (smalltooth sawfish), 3790 nucleotides long. RefSeq names its product chromodomain protein, Y-like (gene cdyl). The transcript is spliced from 7 exons. Bases 119 to 1906 code for a protein of 595 amino acids. NCBI's taxonomy places the organism in Eukaryota, Metazoa, Chordata, Chondrichthyes, Rhinopristiformes, Pristidae. Gene Ontology annotation, molecular function: transcription corepressor activity. The record is from RefSeq and is a predicted model, not a curated record. Gene Ontology annotation, cellular component: nucleus.
CUUCUAACCGUUUCCCCCGCCCGCUCCUCUCUCUCUCUCGCGCGCGCGCACAGGCGCGGGCGCAUUCACGUGGCGAGAGCGAGUGUGUGUGUGAGCAACUUCCGGUCCACUCUCCCUCAUGGAGCGGCGCGAGCCGAGCUCCCUGCUGCGCAGUACGGUGUGCGCACUGGCAUUUGCCCCCUCCCUCAGUAAAAGGAGGCCAGACAGGCAGAGCGCAGGGCUUGCAAAGUGCUUCCCUCGCACUUCAUCACAGCCAUUGAGCUUUAGGAUUAUGGCUUCCGAGGAGCUGUAUGAGGUAGAGAGAAUUGUGGCCAAGAGGAAAAAUAAAAAGGGGCGAACAGAGUACUUGGUCCGAUGGAAAGGUUAUGACAGUGAUGAUGACACAUGGGAACCAGAACAUCAUCUGGUGAAUUGUGAGGAGUAUAUUCUGGAAUUUAACAGGCAGCACAGUGAUAAGCAGAAAGAUGGACCUUUUUCCAGAGCAAACAAACAUUCUCUAAACAAUGCUCGCAAACAAAUUUCCAGGUCGACCAACAGUUCUCUGUCAAAGUCUUCUCCCAGAUCACCAGGAAUUGGUAAAGACACUGACUCAAAAAACUCCAGCCAGUUCUUGCCAAGUCACCAGAAAUUCCGAAAAACCAGCUCUCAGACUUUCUCCAGUAGGAAGACAAUGGACCUUACUAAAUCAGGCAUCAAAAUCCUGGUUCCCAGAAGCCCUCUAAAGAAUAGGAUAGUGGUUGAUGGCUUUCAGGAUACCUCAUCAGAUAGAUUUGAUCAAAUGGCACAGAAUCCAGACUCUGUAGCACCAGACCUGGCUAUUGAAAAGCCAUUUGGGACUUUGCUUGUCCCUGGAACAGAGAGAGCGAGAAUGGGAACCAGGCCAAGAACGCAACCAUCGUCACCCCAGCUGCCACUGCCAGUCACAGGGGCCAUGGCUUCUGCAUUAUCAUUUAAUGGAAAAGGUACUCCUACUUUCUUGGAUGCUUUGGGGACUAAUGGCACAACGACUAUUCAAAGUUCAGCAACAGGAGUUACAGGAAACAAGAGGAAAUUUAUAGAUGAUAGACGGGACCAACCUUUUGAUAAGAGACUAAGGUUCAGUGUGAGACAAACUGAAAGUGCCUACCGAUACAGGGAUAUUGUUGUCAGGAAACAAGAUGGGUUUACACACAUUUUACUUUCUACUAAAUCAUCAGAAAAUAAUUCCUUAAAUCCAGAGGUUAUGAAGGAAAUGCAAAGUGCUCUGAACACUGCAGCAGCUGAUGACAGUAAAUUGGUUUUGCUGAGUGCUGUAGGAAGCGUCUUUUGUUGUGGUCUUGAUUUUAUUUAUUUCAUUCGACGAUUAACGGAUGAUCGAAAAAGAGAAAGUAUUAAGAUGACUGAGUCCAUCAGGAGUUUUGUCAAUACAUUUAUUCAGUUUAAGAAACCAAUCAUAGUAGCUGUGAAUGGUCCUGCAAUUGGUCUUGGAGCUUCCAUUUUACCCCUUUGUGAUGUGGUGUGGGCCAAUGAGAAAGCAUGGUUUCAGACUCCUUAUACUACUUUUGGACAGACUCCAGAUGGAUGCUCAUCAUUGACAUUUCCCAGAAUAAUGGGUUUAGCCUCAGCGAAUGAAAUGCUGUUCAGUGGACGAAAGUUGACUGCACAGGAAGCAUGUGCUAAAGGAUUGGUAUCACAGGUUUUCUGGCCUGGAACAUUCAGUCAGGAAGUUAUGGUCCGCAUUAAGGAACUAGUCGCAUGUAAUUCCCUUGUACUUGAAGAAUCCAAAGCUCUUGUCCGAAAUGCCAUGAAGGGCGAUUUGGAACAGACCAAUGAAAAUGAAUCUGAUGUUCUAAGGAAAAUUUGGAGUUCUUCUCAGGGGAUGGAUUCUAUGUUGAGGUACCUACAGAAGAAAAUUGAUGAGUUCUGAACACGUGUGUUGUCAUUGGAAAAUUCUUUCCUGCUGGGUUGCCCUGUUGGCUUCCAAAUGCCCUCGUGUUUUAAAAAAAGAGGAACAGGAGAAACCAUCGAAAAACACAUUCUUGAGUGGCAUCUGCUCAGAAGCAAAGCCUGGAUGGUGGAAGCUGAAAAUUUCAUCUAGUGCUGUAUGUUCAUCAUUUAAAAUGUCAACAGGAGAGAAAGCUGCGAGAGGUUAAUGAUUGGCGUGCACUACCAAACUUUGCAAUUGUCUUUGCUUAUCCAGUAGCUUUUGUCCUUUACAGUUACUGCACUCUACUGUGCUUUCCAGAUCCAAAUGCAUUGUAUGGUGUGUUUGUGACGGGAAAGUUUCGAAAAACACUCAGCUUCAAAAAUGGGAGGAAAGAAAACGGGUACUAACCAGCCCGCUUCUCACUGCCAGAGAGUAAUGAGGCUGGUUUAAAUUAAAAUAUAAAUACUCACAAAAAUCCUAAAAAGGUCAUAGAUAUAUUGUUUUGGGGAAGAGGAUUACAAAUACCUCAACAACAAAAAAGAACAAAAGACAAAAGUGUGAUAUCUGACAGUGGAUCCAGUCUCUAACAUAAAUCCUUAAGACUAUACAUAUCCCUUCAAAGAGUCUGUGUGUACAUGUUAAAUGUGCUCAGGAGGUGUGUAUUAAAUGUUUGACCCAGUUCCAGAAUUUAUUAGUAUAUUAUCUAAUAAGCAUGAAGAAACCACUGGCUCCUUAAGAAAAACUCGCCUUGCAGUAUUAGUGAUUCUUUGUGAAUCUUAUAUAAGGAAACAACAUAAGUUAAGGAUUAGUUUUAGUGUUUUUUAAAGUGUAGGGUUUUUCCAUUUUUUUAAAUCAAAUACAAAUGUAUACUUCUGUUUCUGGGUGAAUAUAAAUUAUAGAAAGAGCUUGUGUUUCUUUGCCAGUUACAAUGUAUUACACCAAAAAUGCUUUAUGAAUUCAUAACUAUGGUUUUAGUACCACUUUAGAAACAUUUUCUUAAUUUAAUAAGUUUUUUUGAAAGAAAUUCCUUUUGGCACACUAUUCAAAUCAAAAAUUCUUUUAAAAAAAUCCUUAAAAAUAGGUAAUUCUUGUAUCUUUUUGUUUUAAUGUUACACUAUGCCAUGUUCUUAACGGUGCCCCAGAUAAAUAGUAUUGUGCAUUCCUUUUAGGAGUGGUAACUAAUUCCUGUUUGCAGAUAUCUCACUGGUUAUGGAUAUCUGCAUUUGCAAUCUUCUCUGAAUGUAUGAAUGGAAAUUAAAUCUUAUUUUUGUACAGUUUAUUUGUUUGUACUUAGAAAUGAUCACCUCCCUUCCUAGUGGAGAGCUGUACAUUGUGUAAAUCUGCCUUUACUUUGGAUUGGUACAGUAUUUUUGCAUCUGUGGGACCUACUUUUGUUCACUAGUUUAAACUAUAUUAUAAACUGUACAAUCUGUAAAGUUUUAUAGGUUAUUAAUUAAAAUGAGCUGUGAAAAGAUCUGGGUAAAAUAAAACUAAUAUUUCAUAUUCAAAAGUGCAUCAAAUUGUAAAGCUUAUUGUGCCAUUCUGUCCCUAUAUUCACAAUGUACAUAUGUAUUAUAGUUGUGAUAACCAACUUACUAACUUCAUUUAUGAAGAUUUUCUAAAUUGACAGGGAACAGAAAGGUUCAUGUUUUACACAUUCUAUAACAGCCUAGUUUUGGGAAAAUAAUCUACACAUUGUAAUUUCAGCAAAUAUGUGCCAAUCAUGGCACAUGGAUAUGGUGAGGUGUUAGAUUUUCAUCUUAAUCAUUCAGCAUCUUAUUGUCAAUAUAAUGUCUUCAUUUCAUCAAUGGUUUCAAUUUAAAGUUAUAUCAGGUAAAUAGAAAUGUAUAGAAAUAAAUAAUCCAUAAAAUUUGAAUUCUGAAA